AUGCCCGUGGCUGCGUGCGUCAAACAGACCGAGGGAAGAAGUGCUGGCCGUGGGAAAUGCGGCUUCUGGGUUCCUGCGUUCCUCAGAGUCCUCAGAGGUGCCUGUGUUGGUGUGUGUGUUGUGUGGGCGCAGCGCUUUCUUGCCAGCGCAGUGGAAUGGCUCUGGUGGCGUCCCGCAGGGCCCAGCGGGGCGCCGUGGGGGGGUGGGGGCGGUGGGGGCGGGCGUGAGGCAGUGGAAUGGCUCUGGUGCAGCGUCCCGCCAGGGCCGCGAGGCGCCGUGGGGGGCGUGGGAGGCGGGCGUGGGGGCGCGGCGGCGCAGUGGAUGAUGGCUCUGGUGGGCCCGCAGGGCCCGGCGACGCGCCGUGGGGGGCGUGGGAGGCGUGGGGGCGUGGGGGCGGGCGGGCGCAGUGGAAUCGGCUCUGGUGGCGUCCCGCAGGGCCCAGCGAGGCGCCGUGGGGGGCGUGGGGCGGGCGCAGCGGGUGGGUGUGGGGCGCCCGCUGGCCGGGAGAAGCAGAGCCCGCCUGCGCGCCUCGCCCGUUCCCCGCUCGCCGCCGCGUGGCCGCGUGCAGCCGCCGCGUCUUCCCGUGGUGGCAGCUGCGCGCGGUGCGACUGCGCGGCCGCGCUCGACCACCGCUGCGCCGGUGGCGCGCUGGGCGCGCGGGAGGCGCGCGGGAUGCCCACCGCCGUGCUCUCCGCCCUGCACCCGCGCGACGCCGCCGCAGAGCCCAUCGUCUUGACCAUGUCGCUGCCCCAAUCCACCUGGGAGUUGCAUUACUUGAAUAAUCUCCUCAAGGAGGUUUCAUUCCUUAGCACUCCGUUUAGAGGAAGCUUGUAUGAUAUUCUUCUCAUUCAGGAUACAUCCCAAAUAGUUACUGUUCUCCACCUUUUGGGAAUGAUAGUUGUUUAUUUGUAA
Molecule: messenger RNA, 912 nt
Organism: Gryllus bimaculatus (two-spotted cricket)
Lineage: Eukaryota; Metazoa; Arthropoda; Insecta; Orthoptera; Gryllidae
Source: the annotation of a GenBank genome assembly